Messenger RNA from Durio zibethinus, 2099 nucleotides. RefSeq names its product protein EXORDIUM-like 2. Lineage: Eukaryota; Viridiplantae; Streptophyta; Magnoliopsida; Malvales; Malvaceae. The record is from RefSeq and is a predicted model, not a curated record.
ACUCACUCUCUUCAUUCUCAAUUUUUCCCACCAAGCUCCUUGCAUGACUAACUAAAAAUCACAGCCCUUCACUUUCACCCUUCGACAUGGCUUCUAUUUACUACCAUGCCACUCUCCUGCUCUUCUGUUUUAUCAACCUCUCGUUCUCCGAGUUAGUUCAACAGCAACCUCUCGUGUUAAAGUACCACAACGGCCCGCUCUUAAAGGGCAAAAUCACCGUUAAUGUCAUUUGGUACGGAAAGUUUACUCCCAUCCAACGGUCCAUAAUCCUUGAUUUCAUCAACUCCUUGAAUUCCGACAAGUCCACACUUCCUUCUACAUCAUCUUGGUGGAAAACUACUGAGAAAUACCAGCGAGGUUCAUCCACCUUGGUUGUAGGCAAACAAAUCCUUCUCGAAAACUAUCCCCUCGGUAAAUUCCUUAAAAACCCGCAUUUACCAGCCUUGGCCAGCAAAUUUAAUGGCGUCAACAGCAUCAACAUCAUCCUCACGGCCAAAGACGUCGCCGUCGAAGGCUUUUGCAUGAGGUGCGGGACUCACGGGUCAACCCGUGUUGGCCGAGGCCCGAUUCGUGGAACCUAUAUCUGGGUUGGAAACUCUGAGGCUCAGUGCCCUGGUCAAUGCGCCUGGCCGUUUCACCAGCCUAUUUACGGUCCCCAAACCCCACCUUUAGUUGCUCCCAACGGAGACGUUGGUGUUGACGGAAUGAUCAUUAACUUGGCCACCCUUUUGGCUAACACUGUCACUAAUCCGUUCAAUAAUGGGUAUUUCCAGGGGCCAGCUAAAGCGCCAUUAGAGGCGGUUUCAGCCUGCACAGGGAUGUUCGGGUCGGGUUCGUACCCAGGUUAUCCGGGUAAUCUCCUGGUGGAGAAGAGCACUGGGGCGAGCUACAACGCGAACGGAGUUAACGGGAGGAAAUUCUUGUUGCCGGCGAUGUGGGAUCCACAGACAUCGGCAUGCAAGACGCCGGUGUGAUUGAACACGUGGAGGAAAUCAGUGGGAAGGGAAGAUGAUGGUAGAUGAGGCACUGACAUGAAGAUAUUUGGGAAUGGGGAGGUGUGGGCGUGAGUUUUGUUUCGUUUUUCUUGACGUGCAAAUUCUAGUUUGGUACAAUAUGGUGGGGGGAAUGGAAAUGUAAAUGUGAGAUAAUAAUGAUAAUAAUAAGUAUUAAAGUAUAGAAAUAUAUUAAAAUGAAAAGUUAGUUUUACAUUUUAGGUUUUUGAUUUUUUUUUUAAUUGUUGAGGAUAAGCUUAAAGUUAAAGCGGACAGGAUCGGGGGUAUUUGUGUGUUUAUGGCUGAGAAAGAUGCUGGGGCCUGGGAGACCAUGAUGGCUAAUUCUGUAAUUCAGAAGGAAAAAGGCAUGUCCGAUAAGUUUCCAUUUCACAAUUUUACCCAAAAGUUAAAAUAAAAAAAACAAAAAAAACAAAAACUUAAAAAGACUUUUGGGACAUGUUUCAUGUUUGAUUUGAUUAAAUUAAUGAAUGAGAUAUAAGGGAUUGAAGGUGGGGCAUAAUCUGAUUCUUCGCGUGAGAAAAUUCGAGAGGGAUUCGAUGCGACUAAAUUCAGUUAUGGAAAGAAGGGAAGGGAAAACCCAAAACUCCGAAGCCUUAAUAGGAAAAAUCCCCAGCUCACGGACGGGAGCGGUGUUGCACUGUGUGUGUUCGAGGAAAAAGUGUAGCUUUCAAUUAUGGAAAAUAAAUGGGAGUUGACGAAAGAUUUGAGUAGAACUUUGAUAUUUUGGACGCUCUUCAGGGGAGGGCGGAGCGGCUUUUGAAUUGUGGCAAUGACAUGUUUUGGUGUCAGUAGAUAAAAAAAAUUGGUACUAAUUAGAAGAAACCAACCCCCCAGUUUUAAUUUUCACUUUUGGCAUUUACAGGUUUCAAGGUCAGAGGUAGAGAGAGCAAUUAAACAGUUCAUGCACUAUAUAUCCAUUACAUGUGGAAAGUGCUCUCAGUUCUAUUUUUUUUAUUCUCUCCCAAACAACAUCACGUUUUUCUUUAUGUGCAGAAUCAUUUUUUUCUUUCUCCCUUUUAUUUUGAAAAAAAUAUUCUAUCUCAAUUGUAUUAGCAAUACCACUGAGCUAAAUGUUUUAUCUGCCAA